GUAUGGGUUAUUGAGCAUGGUGGAUUCAAGAAGGGACCAAUUGUUAAUACUACAGCAAUUAUUGAAUUGACUUGUACUCAAACAAAAGAAUGGUCUAUUUCUUUCAUCACCCUAAGAGAAACUAAAGGAAAGAAAAAGAGAAUGGGAGGAGCUGAAGACUACAAGACAGAAUCGCUCAGCACGUAGGACACAGUUGAAUUAUGAACACAAGGAGAUCCUGGAUAGCCGGAAGGUCAAGGAGCAUGUUCAAUUGAAGCUGCAUCAGGAGCUAAAAGAGACUAGAAUCCAGCUACAAGAGAAAGAGAAGGAGCUUCAAGCGGUGCAAGAGGAGCUUUCAACAAUCAGUCAGGCCCAGGAGAAGGAGUUCCAAAAAAGAGAGAGGGAUAUGUGAUUAGAGUUUGCAGAAACAGAGCUACAGCUCCAGAUGAUAAAAGUCCAACUAUCGGAGGCAAAGCAGCAAGCAAAUGUUGUUCAGUUUCAAUUGCAAGAGAAGGAAAAGGAGCUCUCAACAGCUCAGCUACAGCUUUCAGAGGCAAUGGAGGAACUCAAUGGACUAAGGAGAGAGCUAGAAGAGAAGGAAAAUAUUGAGAGAGAAAAGGAGAAACAGCGUAAGGAGGAGGAUUUUUUCUGGUUUGUGAGGAAAGAGGACAUCGUAAUGAUAGAGAAGGUUCUUGGUAGAGGUGGUUGGGGUGAAGUUAGGGUUGCUUUAUUCCAAGGGCUGAAAGUUGCUGCUAAGGUUCUUCACGAAACCAUCAUUUCUGAAUAUAAUCUUUCGAUAUUUUCACGGGAAAUGGAGAUUGCUGCUAAAGUCCGUCAUCGAUUUGGUCAUCAUGUCAGUAAUCCUGAUUAUUGUCUUAAUUGUCCUGAGGGGAUUGACUUUGACUGCAAUGGACUCUUAUACAUUUGUGACUAUUUUAACAAAAGAAUAGUAGUAUACUAGCAUUGUUGUUGUUUUUGCAGAUCAUGUUUGUGGUUUAAACUGGUAUUUUUUAA
This is a messenger RNA of Amphimedon queenslandica, 993 nucleotides long. RefSeq lists its product as uncharacterized. Gene Ontology annotation, molecular function: protein binding; ATP binding. The record is from RefSeq and is a predicted model, not a curated record. The transcript has 2 exons. Lineage: Eukaryota; Metazoa; Porifera; Demospongiae; Haplosclerida; Niphatidae. The coding region runs from base 425 to 940 and encodes 171 amino acids.